AAAAAAGAGACUUCGCGACAGUAGACCUCGUCGGUUUUCCUCUUGAAACAAGGACUUGUGGACGUAUAACACACACGGAUUGUCUUUGAAAACUGUAGCCCGUGUUUCGUACGGCAAAAAAGCACUAGGCUCUCACCCGUGUGCCUUCCCGUUUCACAACGCCGUGGUCUCUUCUCCAACAGGGUGUUUCUCGCUGCGGUUGUCGGUCUUUCCUCCACGCUUGAUUUCUUCGUGUGUUCUCCAUCGGACUGUGUGUGCAUGCCAUUUCCUCCCUUUCUGGUUACCUCCACUUGUCCAAUAGAUCCCUUCAGAUCCUCUGCCCCGGUUUGUCUUCCUGUUUUCCGUGUUUCUGCACCGUGUCUGUUGCUGGCAUCUCGGACCUCAAAAACCCUUCACUCUCUGCCAGUCCCGACUGUCUGUGUCGGUCUUUCUGUCGCUGUGCGUUCUCGAAGCCGUUGCAGUGCGCCGGACUUGCCUUUUUACCGUUUUCUCCGCGCUUCCACCAUGGACAGCAUCUCACAGUUGGCCCUCCAGCGUGGAGGCUACGACUUUUCAAACCACCAGAGAAACGUCCGUUUGUUGAUGGAGGCGGCUAAACGCUGCCCGGCGGUAGCAGGGUCGCCUACGCCGCCCGGCCUGCCUCCGGCGCGAAAAACAGGAACGACAAUCUGUGGAGUUGUGUGCAAAGACGGAGUCGUUUUGGGCGCCGACACGCGCGCCACAGAGGGCACCAUUGUCGCGGACAAAAACUGCAGCAAACUCCACCGAAUCGCCGACAACAUGUACGCCGCUGGAGCAGGCACAUCCGCUGAUCUUGACCAUAUGUGCGACUGGCUAGCUGUUCAGGUGGAACUACACCGCCUCAACACGAAUGCGAAGCCUCGCGUCUCAAUGGCUGUCUCCGUUCUGAGUCAGGAGCUCUUCAAGUAUCAGGGCUACAAAGGCUGCGCUGUGGUACUCGGCGGCGUGGAUUUCAAGGGUCCUCAAAUCUAUAAAAUCCAUCCUCAUGGCAGCACCGAUUGUUCCAACUUUGCCGCUAUGGGCAGCGGCAGCUUGAACGCCAUGGCUGUCCUCGAGGCAGGGUACAAGGACGGCAUGACCUUGGAGGAGGGGAAGAACCUCGUCCGCGACGCCAUCAAAGCGGGGGUCCUCAACGAUCUGGGAAGUGGAGGAAACAUCGACUUGUGCAUCAUCACGCGUGAGGGCGCUCAACAUCUUCGCAAGUUCGAGACGCCUACGCAGCGACCCUUUCAGGCUACACACCCUGUCUUCCCGAAAGGCACAACACCUGUUCUCCUGGAAAAGAUUGAGCAGCUGAAGAGUCGCCUCGAGUUCUCCCAGGAGGUCGAGAUGGUCGAGGCGUGAGCGUUCCGAGACUGGAGGCGUAACAGAACAGACUCGCCUCCGGAACGCGACGGAGCGGCCAAAAGACCAGAGACGAGAACGCGGCAUCUUUUCGGGGGGGGGGGGCGGCUUGAAGGCGACUGCUAGUUGAGUUGGGUGUUGGACACCUCUGUCGUGAGCAAUGCAGGGACAAGGGAGACGUUGACAGAACGCUCGAGAGCAGAACGAGAGAAAAAACGGUAGAGGAGGGUAUCGCGAAAGGCACUCUGCACGAGAAAAUCUGGAACACGUCCACUGAAGAAGAGCAUAGUAUGCGCCGACGGUACGACGGUCCAGACGCUGAGUCUCGCGUGAAGUGAGAAAGAAAAAACAAGACUAGGCGUACAACAUAUGUCGGGGAAAGAGUGAUGACAGCUGAAGCAACGCGCCGUAGAACAUCAGAGACACGAGAGAGAGCGCGACCGGGCAGGCGUUGAAGAAGAGGGAAGCUGCUGGCACCUUUCCCUAAAAACUCGAAAGUGCACGUGCUGAAACGCAGUGUGCAGCGACUGUGAUUGUCUCUGGACGUUUGAGUACAAGGACAUGCCUGGAAAUCCACAGGAAAGCGACAAAAAACCUCGAGAAACGUGUGGCUCCA
This is a messenger RNA of Toxoplasma gondii ME49, 1981 nucleotides long. Its product is annotated as proteasome subunit beta type 7 precursor, putative. The record is from RefSeq and is a predicted model, not a curated record. The transcript has 4 exons. Gene Ontology annotation, molecular function: threonine-type endopeptidase activity. NCBI's taxonomy places the organism in Eukaryota, Apicomplexa, Conoidasida, Eucoccidiorida, Sarcocystidae. The coding region runs from base 259 to 1365 and encodes 368 amino acids. Gene Ontology annotation, cellular component: proteasome core complex.